GGCAGCGGCAGCAGCACUGACAGGAGGCGGCAGGUGAAUGAUUCUCACUUUAAUUCUUCAUGUUCCACUGAACUGAAGGAAAUCACCCGAGAGCAGCCGCCGCCGAGCGAGAUGCGUGUGCGUGUGCGUGUGUGACGAGUUCAAACUACAACCACCGCAGCUCAGAGGGGACAAAAAGACCCGGGUCAACACGCCGCUGCAGACUUAGCAGGUCAGUUGUGAGAGGAGGAACCUCAGUGGUGUAGCCAUGUUGUCGGCGGAGGACAUUCUGUGUAACACGCAGCAGGUGAUCGCAGGGCUGGAGGCUCUCAGAGGAGAGAACCGCAGUCUGCUGGGGAGCUUGCAGGAGGCGAUGGAGAGCCGCUCUGCGAUGGAGAGCCGCUCUGCUUCAGAGAGCGGCAGCGUGGAGCAGGAGAAGAGCGGCAUCAUCCGUCAGUCACUGGAGAGGAUAGAGCUGGGGCUGAGCGAGGCACAGGUGAUGAUGGCGUUGUCGGCUCACCUCGGAUCCCUGGAGGCCGAGAAACAGAAGCUGCGAGCUCAGGUGCGUCGUCUCUGCCAGGAGAACCAGUGGCUGAGGGAUGAGCUGGCCGGUGCUCAGCAGCGGCUGCAGGACAGAGAGCAGGAGGUCGUGACCCUGGAGGAGCAGAACAGACAUCUGCAGUUCAUGUCGUCCAUUCGCAAAUACGACCUGGAGGAGCCUCACCUGGAUGACAAAGACACAUCCUCCAACAAAGAGUCUCUGGAUGAUCUUUUUCCCACUGAUGAUGAGGAACAGUCCCAGAUGUCCCAGCCUCACCACAGCAGUGCAGCCGCUGCAGCCCAGCAGGGCGGCUACGAGAUCCCCGCCCGCCUCCGGACGCUCCACAACCUGGUCAUCCAGUACGCCUCCCAGGGCCGGUACGAGGUCGCUGUGCCGCUCUGCAAACAGGCUUUGGAAGACCUGGAGAAGUCUUCAGGCCACACGCACCCAGACGUCGCCACCAUGCUGAAUAUACUGGCGCUGGUGUAUAGAGACCAGAACAAAUACAAAGAAGCAGCCAGUCUGUUGAACGAUGCGCUGGCGAUCAGGGAGAAAACUCUGGGGAUGGACCAUCCAGCUGUGGCUGCAACACUCAACAACCUGGCAGUGCUCUAUGGGAAAAGAGGGAAAUACAAGGAAGCCGAGCCGCUUUGUAAACGAGCUCUGGAGAUCCGGGAGAAGGUUCUAGGUGUAGACCACCCAGAUGUGGCCAAGCAGCUGAACAACCUGGCGCUGCUGUGUCAGAACCAGGGGAAGUACCAGGAGGUGGAGCUGUACUACGAACGAGCUCUGCACAUUUACCAAAGCAAACUGGGACCAGACGACGCCAACGUGGCAAAGACCAAGAACAACCUGGCCUCAUGUUAUCUCAAACAGGGGAAAUACAGACAAGCUGAGGCUCUUUACAAAGAGAUCCUGACCCGGGCACAUGAAAAGGAGUUUGGAUCAGUAGAAGGGGAAGGUCGUCCCAGCUGGUCCGGAGCCGAGGACACUGGAUCCAGACCGGACGGACUCAGUAACCUGAAGCGCAGCGGCUCCUUCACCAAGCUCCGAGAGUCGAUACGCAGAAGCAGUGAGAAACUGGUCCGCAAGCUAAGAGGAGUGGAGCUGGAGGAAACCACCCCGAGGAAUGCUGGGAUGAAGAGAGCCAACUCUCUGAAUGUGCUGAACGUUGGAGCCAGAGAGAGUCAGGAAGGUGCAGAGUCGAGCCGUUUGACAGAUAUCCGAGGCCUGAGCUCCAGCACGCUGAGUCUGACGAGACGAGGCUCACUCGGGGGGACCAGCUAACACACACACACACACACGCACCCACACACACACACACACGCACACACACACACACACACACACACACUGUUAAGUUGUAAACUAACAGCCCAGAAUCGAUCGCUUCAUUUAGAGGAACUUCACCAAAGUGAAUUCCCCUUUUUUUUUCCUUUAUUUAAAUCAACGCAGGUUCUUUUUUUCUACUCAGAUAUUUAAAAGUUCGGAAACUCGUUUGUUAAAAAUAAAACACUUUUUUAAAACAUUGACUUUAACACUGUAAACAAACACUUUAAAGUUCCAGUAAUCUGUUGUUAAAAGUCGAGGUUGUGUCCCUCCUGCUGGUUUCGCCUUUUCAGGAACAUUUUACUCUGAUGAAAUGGAAAAAAGGUAUUUUUAAGUUUACAUUUUUUUUUUAAGCUAAAGAGGUUUAUUGAAAUGAAUCUUAUCAUUUUUAAAAACCUUGUUUUUGAGGAUCACAGGGACGUAAACUUAUUUUUGCAAAAUGAUCCAAAUGUGUUUGUGGAAAUUUGAAUGUGACAUUUGGUUUACAAGGGCAAAGUUUAUACCGUUAAAGAAAUGUUUAAAUAAGAGAAAUGCUUUUGCCUUUUAAAUGUGCAGGUCAUUGAAUUAAUAUUUAAUAUUUCCAGAUGAUAAUCAUAAAAACACAAAUGAGUGAUUUUAGCUGCUUUGCACCACAUUCCACUUCUGUCAUUCCAUUUCAUGAAACUUAAGAAACCCAACACCAGCACAUAUCUGACUUGAAUCAAAUCAAUGGGGAAGUGAUGUCGGACUUUUGGACACAAACUGCAGAAUAUCAGUCAAUAUGUCAUUUUUGUUCACACGCCUCAAUAUUCAGAAAAAUAUGAAUUUUACCAUUUUAUACAUUUGAGUUUUUAAAUUCAUUUUAAUUUCUAUUCAGUUCAGAACAUAGUUUCAUGCUACAUGGAUUCCCAAAGUCAUUGUGUGCCUGAGUCACUGUGGUUAUGGUUUCCUGCUGCACCCACUGAUUUCUUGGGGGCAGUGAAAAGUUGUGAACAAAGUUUACAUAUCAUCAAUGUUUAAGUUGAUAUCGUGAACUUGUUAACAAACAGUUGCUUAAUCUGACGUGAAACAGUAACAGACCAACUUAAACAUUUAUUCAGAGUCAUGUUUGUGAGCUCCAUGUGAAGUCAUUGAAGUCCUGAGGGAACCAUGUGGCUCUUCAGCUGCUAAAUGCUCGAUGCUCUGUUCACCAGCUGGUCUGUGUCUGCUGUCGGGUGCUGAGCAGGUCGGGUUCAAACCCAUGUGGCAGAUAAAAGAAGCUGAGGAGCGAGUGAGCAGUGAAACACGAGCUGGAACAAGAGAAAGCUCAACGUCCCGAGGGCUGCAGGUUUACCUGAGAAUUCUCAGUAGCUUUGAAUUAAGCCACUUUAACUCUUUCAUCUUGUAAUUGUAAUUUUAUGCUAAUUCACUGAAAUGCCUGAAAUCCACGAUGCAUGAAGUCACUAAUAUAAAUAUGAAAUAGCUUUUAAUAUGAUGUAGAUUUAUUUGUGCUAUUUAAUUUGUUGUAGAGAGAAUUACUUGAACUAAUAACUUUCGACUCAGUCUAGAUUCAAUUCUUACAUCAACACUGCUUCUUCCAUUUUAUGUUAAUGCAGGUAGAACAAUAACUAAUUACACAUAUUAACUCAGGAUUGUUGAAGUUUGAAACAGAUGCAACAAAAUGCUGCUCGGAGGAAACUAGGCUCCUUGACAAUGACCCUCAUGGAUUUUAGUCCGUUCUGUUCUUAGGAUUCGCUUCAUUUUCUUUUUCACUCAAUCACUUUCCAUGGUUGAGAACGACUGAUUGUACGUUUGCUGUGGUAGAAGAGAAGACUGCUGAUUGUUGCAAGGGCUAAAACCGCACUAUGUAGUUACUGUGGUAAUUACUGUUACAAUCUAUAUGAAGCACUUAUGUUUGAUACACAUUUAAUUGGAAAAACUAUGUAGAAGAUGGAAAACAUCUCUUCUGAUGAUGUGUUUAUUCUGGUGAAUAUGAAUGUUUGUAUUUUAUAUUUUCAAACUUGAGCUGAAAUAAAUGACAAGAUGUUAAACCUU
Pleuronectes platessa (European plaice) is the source of this 3862-nucleotide messenger RNA. It is a transcript of the gene klc3, whose product is annotated as kinesin light chain 3. Gene Ontology annotation, cellular component: cytoplasm; kinesin complex; membrane-bounded organelle. Gene Ontology annotation, molecular function: kinesin binding. Gene Ontology annotation, biological process: axo-dendritic transport. The coding region runs from base 248 to 1807 and encodes 519 amino acids. Lineage: Eukaryota; Metazoa; Chordata; Actinopteri; Pleuronectiformes; Pleuronectidae. The transcript is spliced from 14 exons. The record is from RefSeq and is a predicted model, not a curated record.